Molecule: messenger RNA, 579 nt
Organism: Melampsora larici-populina 98AG31
Lineage: Eukaryota; Fungi; Basidiomycota; Pucciniomycetes; Pucciniales; Melampsoraceae
Exons: 2
Coding region: 1-435 (144 amino acids)
Source: RefSeq, a predicted model, not a curated record
AUGUUGCAAAAUUUGAAAAGCACAAAAGACAGCGACACGCCAGAACCUAGUCUUGAAUCGCCUCAUCGAAAGGCAUCGAAGACCAUUCUUCAAAUCGAACCUCUGCGCAAAAAUCGCUCUAGUAGUGAUAUCAUCUACGUAUUGGUUGUAAUAGGAUUUGCUCCGGCUUUCCAAUCGUCGCACAAGGACAUCCAAGACAAAGCAAAAGAAUUAAAACAAUUAGCUUACCUUUCUAAAGGACUUUACGCCAUCGCUGGUCUAUGGUCGGGUUGGAUUUUCUUACGCCUCACACGUGAAAUGGAAUCAGAAAAGAAAGUAGAAUUGGAUAGAAAUCUCUCUAUCUCUACCAAUCGAGGUUCAUCACCUGACCAUCCCUUCGAUCAAUUAUCCUCGUACCGAUUUCCCGUUAAUAAAGCUUCUGUCACACCACCAUAACAUUAAAUAAAUACUCAUGAUACACGCCUUAACUAUAUAAAACCUCCUAUAAUCAGAGUCUGAAACCUUUACCCUAACAAUUUUGUAAUAUGUCGAUAUGUAUGUUAUAUUAAAGAAUAAUGCACAGAUUACCCAACAUCGCAG